CAUUUCUAUAUCCGUGUAGGGAAUCGAGUACAUCAAAUCGAAGGUCAUCAAGGUCACCAUGGCCGGAAAACGCAUUUACAGUUCGCUUCUGAAACAAUUUUCUGUUCCCAAAUGUGUGUCCAGCUCUACAGAUGGAACACAGAGAUUUUAUUCGUCUGGGGUACAGAGAGUUACAAUGAUACCCGGGGAUGGAAUUGGACCAGAGAUUUCAGCUGCUGUGAAAAAAAUAUUCUCUGCAGCCGGUGCCCCAAUAGACUGGGAAGAUGUUGAUGUCACACCUGUUAAAGGGGCCGAUGGUAAAUUCCGUCUUCCACAAGCUGUCUUUGAUUCUAUGGCAAAAACAGGUGUUGGGUUAAAGGGACCAUUAGCUACACCUAUUGGCAAAGGUCAUCAAUCUCUUAAUUUGGCACUCAGAAAAGCAUUUAGUUUAUAUGCUAAUGUACGUCCAUGUAAAUCUAUAGAAGGUUAUAAGACACCAUAUGAUGAUGUUGAUAUUGUUACUAUUAGAGAAAAUACAGAAGGUGAAUACAGCGGUAUAGAACAUACAAUAGUAGAUGGUGUGGUACAGAGUAUUAAAUUAAUCACAAAAGAAGCAUCUAUGAGAGUUGCUGAAUAUGCAUUUGAAUAUGCUAGAAACAAUGACAGAAGUACAGUUACAGCUGUUCAUAAAGCAAAUAUCAUGAGAAUGUCAGAUGGUCUAUUUUUAAGUUGUUGUAGAGAAGUGGCUGAGAAAAAUCGAGAUAUUAAAUUUAGAGAAAUGUAUCUUGACACUGUCUGUUUAAAUAUGGUUCAAGAUCCAUCUCAAUUUGAUGUACUUGUUAUGCCUAACUUGUAUGGUGACAUUUUGAGUGAUCUAUGUGCUGGUUUAAUUGGAGGAUUAGGAGUGACACCUAGUGGCAAUAUUGGAAGUGAAGGAGCAAUAUUUGAAUCUGUUCAUGGUACAGCUCCUGAUAUUGCUGGUGAAGAUAAAGCCAAUCCUACAGCUUUAUUACUCAGUGCUGUCAUGAUGCUUAGACAUAUGAAAUUAAAUGAUCAUGGCCGUAGAAUAGAACAAUCAUGUUUAGAAGUUAUCAGAGAAGGAAAUCAUCUCACAGCAGAUCUAGGUGGCUCAACGAAGUGUUCACAAUUUACAGAUGAGAUUUGUAGGCGGGUUGAAAGCUUGUCCUGAGAUAAACUGUAAACUCUUGAAACCCUGUGAUUUUAAUCUGUUGUCAUGAAACCUCUUCUUUCUAAUUCUAGUUUAUAUGUUGUUGUUUUACAUACCCAAAUUAAUAUAUUCAUGCUCUGUCAUCAGAUAUGAACAGAUGAGAAAUUGUAUGAGAGAAAGGAACAAUAGGAAAAAUACUCUUGGGUGGAAAAAUAUCUUCACUAUUGUUUUCACCUGUAAUUAAUUUAUUAUUUGUACUAAUUGCCAAAGUUAAUUUAUGGUUAUGACUGCCAUCUGUGUUGAAGUUAUCUGGAAAUUUAAAGAAGUAGUUACUGGUGGGAUAAAAUAAAGAACAAGGUCAUGAUUGUAAACUCAUCAUUUUGUGAGUUAUUAGUAUAAUAGAAUUUAGUCUGUCUUAUUUGACCACAUCUUAAAUAUUUAUCUUAAUCACUAGGAUAACAUCAAGACAAUAUUCUCUUUUUUUUUAUUAGCGGGGUAGUUUAUUCAUUAAAAGAUGAAAUACUAUCAUUUCAAAUGAAAACAUGAAGAAUAUUUUGUAUGAAUGGUUGAUAAUUAUUAGAACUUGUGAUAAUAAAGAACAAUACAGAACUUUAUACUCUUAAAAAGAUAAUUGCUACGUUUUUUGUCAUCUGAAUAGAAAGCAAUAGCUGAGGGUGCAUAUGCCUUCUGAUGCUGAUGAAAAAUUUAGGUAGAUGGAUGUCAUCAACUGAAUUUAAUACUGAAUAAAGUAGUUUUUAAAAUAAUUUAUUUUUUUGUACUACUAAUAAAUUAUAUUUUAAAACAAUAUUUUGUAGUAAUUAAGUAUUCUUGUUGUUUAUUCUAUUGUAUGGUUGUUAUUGGAAGAGAUGGGAAAUUGUAAUAAUUAUAUUGUCCAAGCAACAGUUUUGCUCACUUUUGUCUAUUUCUUAUGCUUUACAUUAUUUUUCUGAAGUUUGUUAUGAAGUCAGAAUCGUAUUUGUUAAUUUGUUUUAAGUUUACUGUUUACAAAAGACAAUAAUUUGAUUAAAAGAGCUAAAGUAAUAUAAUAGAACUGUAUGUGAUCUAACACACAACACAUAGUUUGCCUUAUAAGUAUGUCCCAAAUAUAAACAUGUAAUUAAAAUCAAUUGUGUUAGUCUAUAUAAAAACAUGUUCUGGUUCUCAGAUAAUCCUUCAAAAACAUCUGGUGUUUAUUUUCUUGAUUUUAGUUUUUCAAAGAAUUAGGUAUUGAAUUAAAAGUCUUCUCAUACAAAUCACAUUUCAAGGCACUGCAUAUAUCUUAUUUCGCUGUUUAAAGCACUGUAUGAUUAUCCAGUAUCAUAUAUGAUUGUCCGUAACAUCAGGAUUUCAUACCUGAUAAUUGAACCUUUCGGGUGGAGGGUGGGGAAUUAUGAACAUAUGGUAAUUACUGUUUUUAUUGCCACCAGCCUUUCAAAGAAAGCAGGGGACUAUUGAAAUGGGUCAGUCCAUGUGUCUGUCCGUCUGUCCAUCACACUUUUUGGGACACAAUAAUUGCCCUAGAAUGUUUAAACUUGUUGUAGGUGUUUAUUAGGUGAAUGCCUUGAUGGAGUUUGAAGGUGGACAUUUUCUGCUUAGGCUAAGCAAAGACAAGCAGUUUGAUGGACAUUAUAACUUUGAUUCUAACUAAGUGAGAGAGUUGAAACUUGGCGAAUAGUUUCAUUAUAUCAAUAUGUUGACUAAGUUCGAUAAUGAGGUAUCUGAGAAACAGAAUUUUGUUUUGUAUAGCCUUAAUUAUAGUAAUUAUACUGCUUUAAAAUAUGCAUUUGCAAAGCCAAAAUUUUUCUAGGUUAUCCCAUUAAACAUAUACCCCCCCCCCCUUCACCUCUCUUGCAUGUUCUAAUUUCCAUAGUUAUUAAUUAAUCAUACUAUAGUGUAUUUCAAAAGUCUCAUAAAACAAAACUAUAUUAUCAACCCACUUCUCGCACAAAUGUUACAUCAAAUGAAAAUACAGGUAUGUCUUUUUACUUUGAUGUUUAUUUUAAGAACCUCUCAAAGAUUGUCAUUUUUAUGGAACUGUUGAAAUAGACUAUUGGUAAAAAAUAAAAUAUAGAAAGCGAGUAAUUUAUUGAUAGUUGAGGUUUAUAUGUACAGUAUUAUAGUAGAUCUGUAAUUGUUAAGUUCUCUGUGUGUGAGUUGAUAAAAAUGUUGAAAUUUAUAUAAUCUUGUCUUU
This is a messenger RNA of Patella vulgata (common limpet), 3338 nucleotides long. Its product is annotated as isocitrate dehydrogenase [NAD] subunit alpha, mitochondrial. Bases 59 to 1168 code for a protein of 369 amino acids. Gene Ontology annotation, cellular component: mitochondrion. Gene Ontology annotation, biological process: tricarboxylic acid cycle; isocitrate metabolic process. Lineage: Eukaryota; Metazoa; Mollusca; Gastropoda; Patellidae. The record is from RefSeq and is a predicted model, not a curated record. The transcript is spliced from 11 exons. Gene Ontology annotation, molecular function: isocitrate dehydrogenase (NAD+) activity; magnesium ion binding; NAD binding.